AGCAGUAGUAGUAGUAGUAGUAGUAGUAGUAGUAGUAGUAGUAGUAGCAGUAGUAGUAGCAGUAGUAGUAGUAGCAGUAGUAGUAGUAGUAGUAGUAGUAGUAGUAGUAGUAGCAGUAGCAGUAGUAGUAGUAGUAGUAGUAGUAGUAGUAGUAGCAGUAGUAGUAGUAGCAGUAGUAGUAGUAGUAGUAGUAGUAGUAGUAGUAGUAGUAGUAGCAGU
Molecule: messenger RNA, 219 nt
Organism: Boleophthalmus pectinirostris (great blue-spotted mudskipper)
Lineage: Eukaryota; Metazoa; Chordata; Actinopteri; Gobiiformes; Gobiidae
Exons: 2
Source: RefSeq, a predicted model, not a curated record